AUGGAUGACUUGAAAAGACUUGACCGCGAUCUAAAAUCAAGGGAGACAUAUCUUGUAGUGAUAGAAACCCUCGUAAUGUUUUUGGUCACAACGGUGGCUUUUCUCGGUAACUUGCUGACGUUAGUGGUGGCUCUACGAUCGCCCAGGCUACGAACAAUUCCGAACAAAUUCAUCGUAUCACUGGCACUAUCAGAUAUGUUAAUGGUUAUGCCGGCAAUCCCUUUGAAUACAUCAGUUUUGAUAAGAAGUGAAUGGUCUUUCGAUCAUGCAAUGUGUCAAUUCAAAGGAUAUCUUGGUAAUGCCGUUGCCUUCGCCUCAUCUGAAACCCUAGCGCUGGUGUCACUCGACAGAUUUUACCAUAUCGUGAAACCGAACGAUUACCGACGACUUUUCACAGCGCGGAGGACUUCAUUAAUGUUAUUAGCCGCGUGGAUGAUUGCCUUCUUGGCUCAGUUGCCUUAUGUUGCUACCGGGCAUACAUACAGCUUUCAUCCUGGAAAAACAUAUUGUAACCAAGACGGCAAAGAACCAUUUUUUAUAACUUUGAUUUUGAUUUUUGGAGGUAUCACUAUGAGUGUUUUAUCUUACUGCAGUUUUAGGAUAUUUCUGACGGUGCGCGCGCAUAAAAACUCUAGCGGAGUCCAUACCAGAGCAAAUGUGGAAGAAAUAAAAGUUUCCAGAAUUCUCCUGGUCAUGGUACUCGCGAAUGUCAUCUGUUUCGUGCCUGGUAUAGUUAUAGAAACCCUUGACUUUGUUAGAAAUGGCUCUAAUCAACCAAGACAGGUGUACUUGUUAUAUUCAAUUACGGCGACCAUGUCAAGUUCUAUCAACCCAAUUAUUUAUGGAGCCUGA
This is a messenger RNA of Stylophora pistillata, 852 nucleotides long. Its product is annotated as melatonin receptor type 1B-B-like. NCBI's taxonomy places the organism in Eukaryota, Metazoa, Cnidaria, Anthozoa, Scleractinia, Pocilloporidae. The record is from RefSeq and is a predicted model, not a curated record.